Messenger RNA from Labeo rohita (rohu), 528 nucleotides. RefSeq names its product E3 ubiquitin-protein ligase RBBP6. Gene Ontology annotation, molecular function: ubiquitin protein ligase activity; zinc ion binding. Bases 1 to 528 code for a protein of 175 amino acids. Gene Ontology annotation, cellular component: nucleus. NCBI's taxonomy places the organism in Eukaryota, Metazoa, Chordata, Actinopteri, Cypriniformes, Cyprinidae. The transcript is spliced from 6 exons. Gene Ontology annotation, biological process: ubiquitin-dependent protein catabolic process; mRNA processing; protein ubiquitination. The record is from RefSeq and is a predicted model, not a curated record.
AUGCCUUGUGUUCAUUAUAAGUUUCGAAGUAAACUCAGUCAUGACACCAUCGCGUUUGAAGGCCUUCACAUCACUCUGAGAGAGUUAAAACGACAAAUUAUGAGGCGGGAGAGACUGAAGCUCUGUGACCUGCAGGUCAACAGCGCACAAACCAAUGAAGAAUACACUGAUGAUGAAGCGCUCAUUCCCAACAACACGUCCGUCAUCGUCAGACGAAUCCCUGCUUUUGGGAUGAAAUCCACAAACAAAAGAUUUGUCAAUUAUCGGCCUGAACCAUCAUGUGGAUCUUCACAAACAGUUGGUGAUUCUUCACCAGUUUCACUGGUUCAGCUUCUGAAGACUGAGAAUCUAGCUGAGGCAAAUGCAUCAGAGGAGAACAAACUCAAAGCUGUGAUGUUCCAGUCCAGUCUGUGCUAUUACUCCAGCAGGACAGGCGUUUUGCUUCUUGUAAACGCAUACGGAAAUGCGCAGGGAUUCCUCGUAGUUUCCUGGUGGAGGUGGAUGAUCCGGACAGAAAGGGAGUCAUGA